GUCUUGAAUGGGCGCCAACUGCAACCUGAGUAGGUAAACUCCGGUGUUGCCAUAUUCAUUCCUUGUAUUGCCUUCUUUUCGGCAUGGCGGUGUUGAUGCUAGCUAAGCCGGCUUUAUUAACAUGUUUUGUUAUUUGUGUCUUCCCAUUGAUCGUUUACGGAAAUGUUAUGAGACUUUUUACCAAUAAUCCACCGGAUUUCGUUAAUAUUCAGAACUUAAAAUCUAGCGUUCAGGAUCUUGUUAGCAAAGUAGGAAAUCGUUUGCGAUGCGAUGAUCAUGGACUUCAAAAAGAUGAAUGUAUGAAGUGCCUGAAUCCAGAUGACGUAAUUCGUGUGUUGAAACUUGAUCCUUUAUCAAAAUCCAUUUCGAAACAAAAUGCUGAAGAUCUUGCAAUAUUUUUCACGCACCAAAUUUUGUACUUCGAAUCAAUGUGCGUCUCUCUUUCUCCUGGAUGUGCUAAUUACCGAGACUGCCAGGAAGAAGUACUCGAAGUCGUAGACAGGUACAGUUCACCCAGAGAAUCAUUAGUGAAAAUUCUGAGAAUUUUCAAGAUGUACCUAAAAGAGGAACAGGGCAAACAAUGUCUGGAUGCCGAUCAAAUACUUUCCGAAUUACCAAGCUUUCAUGAUGUUAAUAAUAUUGUGUCUGAUACUAGAAGAAUGUUUGCAGUAGUGAUGGGUUACUUAUUUCAAGGAUACUGCAUAAAUUCUGGAGAAUCAGUAACAGAUUUUAUUGACGAUAUUUUUCAUCAUUAUGGUGAAGCUUGUUCGCCUUACAUCACUGUCGAAGGACUCAAAAGAAUCAUGCACGAUUUACAAAGUGGCCAGGGCGAUGACCACGAUCACAACCAUCAUCACUCUCAUCACCACGACAAUGAGCACGAGCAUGAUCAUGAUUGUGAACAUACUCAUGGCGAAUAUUCCCAUUAUCAUAGCCACUCUGGACAUUCUCAUGAUGGCCACGACCAUGAUAGCCAUCCCCAUCAUUUACACAAUGAUACCAUGGGCCAUUUCAGUCAUCAUCAUCUCCACCACAACCACGAUGAUCAUCUUCACCACGAUCACGAUCAUAUGCAUCACAUUGAGCACAAUCAUCUUAAUCAUGAUGUCACUUUUCCAUCAUCUGAUAUCGAACAAAAGUUAAAUGAAUCAGUGACUGAGGUUAGUGUCACUAUUUCUGUUGGUGACAACAACGUAACAGCUUUGUAUUCUCUGGGUUCUACUGAGGAAACAGCAUCCACUGGUAUAUUAACAGCAAAUUCUACGGAAGUAAGUGCGGAAAAUGGUACAUCAACAGGCGUCCAUCGAAGUAAGAGAUCCGAAUCGACUGAAAGACCAGUUGUGGAACCUGGAGAAUUCAAUCAGCCAGCCAGAUCUUUGAAAAGUGAUUUUUCUUUGCCCGAGGACCAGCACCAUAUUCAAUUUAAUCGACAUAGUGAUGAUGUCAAAAAAGUUUAUUUGUUAGAAAGCGAAGAAUACAAUCGGAACGUGGAGUUGAGUGGAACGCCGCAUCAGUUUGCUAGUUUAGCUACCAAGUGCCUGACUGUAGAAGAGCUCUUCCAAAAAUUCGGACAUCAGCCUAAUGGUUCUCUAUCAAAAGAUAGCUUUUACGAAAUCUGUCCAGCUUUGAUUCAACAAAUUGUGAGUGGUGUCUGCACAAAUCCUGUUUUGCCACCUGCAGUUAUGCCCUCAAAGAUGGAAGUGUAUGGAUACGGCUCCCUCGCUGUUCUCAUAAUCAGUCUCUCGUCGCUAAUUGGUGUAUUGCUGCUACCAUUCAUGGGCAAAAAAGUCUACAGCUACAUUAUUGCCGGAUUUUGUGGUCUAGCAUUCAGUACACUCACUGCCGAUGCUUUAUUACAUCUCAUUCCACAGUUUCUGGGACUGCAUACGCAUGGACCUGGUGGUGAUCAUGGUCAUUCACAUGAAGAAGUGGUUUUGGAACUUUAUGUUCAACUUAUGCUGGGAGUAUUCGUUACUGUAUACGCUCUCUUUCUUUUUGAAUCAAUCAUGGCAGCAUUUUCUGGAUCUGAUCAUCAUUCUUCGGAAAACAAAGGACACGGUCAUAGUCACUCUCACCUUCCAGAUGAACUUCCUACUCUGAUGUCGGUCAAGACGAAAUCUGAAACACAAUUGGCUGUUUCCAGAGACCAGUCAAACUCUUCUCUUGAUACAGAAAUUGUAGAAGUUGAAGCCAUGAAGAAACCUCCUAAUUUGAUGGUAAACAAGCCCAUAUUUUUAGGUUUAACAUCCUUUGCUAUAGUAGUGACUAUAGGGGACUCUAUACACAACUUUGGUGAUGGUUUAGCCAUUGGAGCUGCAUUUUCUACUGGAGUUAGAGGUGGGCUUUCCACUGCAAUAGCUGUACUAUUUCACGAACUUCCCCAUGAGUUUGGUGACUUCGUUGUUCUGUUAUCAACUGGUUUAUCGUUUUCAAAAGCUUUAUGGAUCAACUUCUUGAGUAGUUUAACCUGCUUCGCUGGACUUUACAUUGGCAUUUUAAUUGGCGAUAAUGAAGAUGCCCGGAAAUGGGUUAUGGUAGUAACAGCAGGCACAUUUUUAUACGUUGCUCUUGGUGAAAUGCUUCCAGACUUGCGUGAGCACCAUGGUGGAUCAAAGAUAAAAAUGUUACUUGUCAAAAACUUGGGAAUUUUGGCUGGUAUAGUUCUCAUGUUUUUGAUAUCAAUCUAUGAAUCAAAAUUGGUGUGAUAAAAACUAAAUAUUUUCGUCAUCUUUUACAACGAAAUGAUUGAAAAAUUGUCUGCCAUAAAGAGUCUUCCAAAAAUGAAAUUCACAGUUGUAUUCUCUGCAUUUUACUUUGAAGUAAAAUAUUUUGCUCCAACAUGCAUUUCGUAGCAUGGCAUGAGAUUCAUUUACUGCCGAGCAUGAAUCAUGUCUAAAAGUGUAGUAAUUUUUGCACCUGGAUGCAAAAAGUUGCCUUAUUACAUGUCAGAGUUGAUUUUUAAAGUAGUUUUUAUCUCAAUAAUUAUUGUUUUUUCGUAUAUUGUAUUGUCUUGAGAAACCGUGUUUUGUGAAAAGAAUAAUGUGAUAAUUUAAAAACUUAUUAGUAAGAUUUGAUUGUUGUUGUUGUUGAAAUGAAAAAGCUGACAACCAGGUUAGAUAUUUUUUAAGCAUACAGAAUAGUUAUCAAUUUACAGAGAUGGCAACUUAUACUGAUUGUUCUUUUUCUACGAUUUCUAACUAUGGAGUUAAGUUUUCAAAACAGCAGUUAAGUUCGGUUUGACAAUUUCGUUUAAUGUUUAAAAAAAAAAUUUUAUUGAAAAAAAUUUUUGACAAUACGAGAUAAAUACUUAUAUGAUUGCGCAUGGAAAAAAAAAACUAAUUCAUAAUACAACUAAUGUUUCACAAUUCAUUUCAGAACAAUCUUCGUGCAAGUAGACAUCUCUGCAAUGAUAUUAUUUUUUUAACAGAUAAAGUUGUGUUUAUAGAUGUCAGUAUUGUAAAUGGUGCAUAAAAAGCAAAUAGGUAAAAUUGAAAGUAUUUAUUGUCUAACAUGUAAAUAAAAUGUUACUAAAAUUGAGCAAUUCAUAUUUUCCCUUAAUCCUGUUUUUCUCUAGUAAUAAGUGAAAUUUCUACAAGUCAUUCUAAAUUAGUACUUCGACCACUUUUUAAUUUAAGACAAUUACCAAUUUACAAUUUUUAUCCAAAUGCUUAUGCAUCGAUAUUCUUAACUUCCUUUGCUGUGAUGAUUUUCAAUGAUUCCUUAAUUUAUAAAUGUAUUUAGAAAAUUAAUUCAUGUACAGCACAUAUUUUUGGGGCAGUCUUACAUAGCUGUACUUAAAUUUCCUUCUAAGAAGGAUGCAUUUUUUUAACUACUGUUUUAGGGCAGCUUGUUUGUUUUUAAAUUAUUUAUUUGUUUUUAGUAUAAAAAUAUGAUUUCUUUCUAUUUUAAUAUUGCCUGACUUAAAGUAUGAUUUUUGCUGCUAGAAUUGUUUAUAAUAACAAUAUUUGAACUGAAGGGUCAUUUUUUCAAAAAUAUUAUCUAUCCAUUAUCUAAACGUAUAAUGUUCAAGUUAAAAAACGACACGCUUGAUAACUUUUGUACCAGUAAUCAGAUCAAAUCAUUUCAAGCUCAAAAAUUCAAGUACUUUGGAUUUUAUUCGGAGGAACUUAGUAGAAUAUUAAACAGUAACCUAAAAUAGAAUUAUUAAAUAGAAUUAUAAGACAGUUAUUAAAUAGAAGAACAGUUAUAAUUAAAUAGAAUUAUAAAACAGUUAUAAUUAAAAUAGAAUUAUAAAACAGUUAUAAUUAAAUAGAAUUAUUAAGCAGUAACCUAAAAUAUUGUCUGCACAUGAGAAAUAGCUUAUUUAAAAUUCGCCCCUUAAUUGAUUAAGAUUAAAUCUUAGUAAAUGACGAUCCUAUUACUAAAUCAAAAGUUAUUAAGGUGUUUCGUUAUUUUAUUUUGUGUACCGUACACAACAAUCUUAGUACUUGCAGGAGUUUUUUAAAAAGAAAAAAAUGUCAAAGAACAUUUUAUAUUCAAAAUUUUAAAUUUCUGGUAAAUUUUUUGUAACGUUUUAUUGUAAGUUGAAAGUUCUUAUUUUAAGAUAAAGAAGUUCCUUAUUGAUCAAGUUUUAGUUCUUUAUUUUCUUUUGUAUCUAGUCCAAGAAUGCACUAUUUGUUUGCAAUGUUGUAUUUUUGACACAGUUUUUGUUUUUUGUUUAUUGUUGUCAUUAGCUAAGUAUCUUUUUAUGUAAAUGUUUGAAUUGAACGUAGCUGUUACUAAAUUUUUUUAUAAAAUUAAAUUAUUUAUUUGUGAUUUUUACAAUUAAACAUCAUCUUGUUUUUUAAUCAUUGUACUUCAUUAUUCCUUCUAAACUUCUAAAAACUAUUAAUCUCGCAUUUAAAAGCUUGUUUUCUAAUAUUUAAAUUAAUAAUUGUUAAUGUAUUUUUUGAAUCCUGAUCCAAAAAAAAAAAAAAAAAAAAGGAAGUAAAGACACUCAUUAAAGUUUGCAAAUUUAAGUGAGAAAAAUAUAAAAAUGUUAUCAAAUCCUAGCUAUUAACUUUUAAGGAAGCUGGUUUAAAAAUGUCAAAAACAGUUUGAGUGUUUUAAAAGUGUUUCUCUUAGCUGCCUUUCACUUCUUUGCCAACCAAAAAGGUUUUUGAUUUUUUGUCUUCAAUAGGGACUCAUCAUAUUUUGAUUAUGUUUUUGUGUGUUUAUUUGUUUGAUAAUGGUUUUAAGAGCAGUGAUUACGGAAUUCAGUUGAAUUAACUGUUUUAUGCCUUUGAUGGAAACUAUUUUCUAGUUACUGGUGUCAGUUUUUGUCCAAUGCUUAAAACCAUCAUUAAAUAACUCGUAAUAUUAAUAAACAUUCCAACAAAUUACCCCAAUGUAAAUAAUGCUUAACUUCAAACAUUCCACAUUUGGGCUUCCUUCUCUUUCAUAGUUCUCCAAUAAAUAAAAAAAAGUUACCCCAAUGUAAUGCUUAACUUCAAACAAUCCUCAUUUGGGUUUUCUUCUCUUUCAUUGUUCUCCGAAAAAUAA
Messenger RNA from Parasteatoda tepidariorum (common house spider), 5502 nucleotides. RefSeq lists its product as uncharacterized. Gene Ontology annotation, cellular component: plasma membrane. Gene Ontology annotation, molecular function: zinc ion transmembrane transporter activity; monoatomic cation:bicarbonate symporter activity. The record is from RefSeq and is a predicted model, not a curated record. Gene Ontology annotation, biological process: intracellular monoatomic cation homeostasis; zinc ion import across plasma membrane. Lineage: Eukaryota; Metazoa; Arthropoda; Arachnida; Araneae; Theridiidae.